UCGUAUCCAAAAUAGUAGUCUUUCAUGAGCGUAUACAUACAUCUUUUUUCUCAGUCGCUAAAACAUAUGGGUCUCACGUGGUUAUCUUCGUCGAUUUCUAUUGUUAAAGGUUUCAGCAGAUUGAGCUCCCAUCACAGCAGAAAUCAUCACUGGGAUGUGCCAAAAGGUCAUCUAGCAGUGUAUGUUGGUGAAGAGCAAAAGAGGCGGUUUGUUGUCCCGAUAUCAUACUUGGAACAACCAUUAUUCCAAAAAUUGUUACGCCAAUCCGAGGAAGAAUUUGGGUUUGAUCAUCCAAUGGGAGGUCUAACUUUUUCAUGCCAAGAGGAUGUGUUUAACCAGCUCACAGCCAUAUUACAUACAUUUUGA
Messenger RNA from Helianthus annuus (common sunflower), 366 nucleotides. Its product is annotated as auxin-induced protein 15A. The record is from RefSeq and is a predicted model, not a curated record. The coding region runs from base 25 to 366 and encodes 113 amino acids. Gene Ontology annotation, biological process: response to auxin. The transcript has a single exon. Lineage: Eukaryota; Viridiplantae; Streptophyta; Magnoliopsida; Asterales; Asteraceae.